AUGACUAUUAUCCUCGUGACAGGAGCCAACCGUGGGAUCGGGUUUGCAAUUGUGCAAGCAGCGACGGGCAGAAUUCCCGGCGCAACCUUCCUCCUAGGCUGUCGUUCCUUAGAAGCAGGAAAGGAGGCUGCUGAGAAGCUUCGCGACUUGAAUCCUAAGGUCUCAUUUGACGUUGCCCUAAUCGACAUCGAGAAAGAUGAAAGUAUUCUCGCGGCUGUCAAAUGGAUCGAUGAGAAGUAUGGGAGGCUAGACGUUCUCAUCAACAACGCUGCCGGGGUCAGUCAACCAAAGUCUCAGGACCUCGGCGAUGUUCGAGCCAACCUCAACAACGUCUUCAACAAUGCCGUUGCGUCACCUGCGAUGGUCACCAGAGCAUUCCUGCCCUUGCUGCGGAAGAGCGAUUUCCCCAGGGUUAUCAUGAAUUCAAGCGCCAGAGGAAGUUUGGAGAGGACUGCCAGCAGAAAGCUCCCACCACCACAAUCUGUGGAUUACAACAUAGCCAAGGCAGGAUUGAACAUGUUGACAUUGCUGCUGCAAUUGCUAGACGAUUCGAAUGACGGAGAAGGAAAAAACAUUUGCUUCUGGGCAGUCAGCCCGGGAUUCACCAAGACCGGCUUCAACAACUUCAGGGGAGUCAAAGAUCCAUUGGACUCCGCUGAAGCGUUCGUGAGGCUGCUGCAGGUCAACAGGGGCGCAAUUCCGGCAGGCACAUUCUGGGAAUUUGAAGAAGGCGAAUUUAGGGCCGUUCCGUGGUGA
This is a messenger RNA of Diaporthe amygdali, 756 nucleotides long. RefSeq lists its product as uncharacterized. Bases 1 to 756 code for a protein of 251 amino acids. The transcript has 3 exons. Gene Ontology annotation, cellular component: membrane. NCBI's taxonomy places the organism in Eukaryota, Fungi, Ascomycota, Sordariomycetes, Diaporthales, Diaporthaceae. The record is from RefSeq and is a predicted model, not a curated record.